Molecule: messenger RNA, 1486 nt
Organism: Brassica napus (rape)
Lineage: Eukaryota; Viridiplantae; Streptophyta; Magnoliopsida; Brassicales; Brassicaceae
Product: transcription factor LUX-like
Exons: 2
Coding region: 170-1138 (322 amino acids)
Biological process (GO): regulation of DNA-templated transcription
Cellular component (GO): nucleus
Molecular function (GO): DNA-binding transcription factor activity; DNA binding
Source: RefSeq, a predicted model, not a curated record
AACUCGUCCACGUUGGCACUAACACAAAGCCAUCUGGAAUUAGACAUUGCGCUUUUUCUCUUAUCUUUUGCUUUUGUUUUUCUUUUCUUCUCUCUUUUGAAAAUUGCUCAUCUUCACAGACCAAACUUCUCCACGAAUCUUUUUCUCCGAUCUCGGAUUCGAAAUCUGAAUGGGAGAGGAAGUGAGGAUGAGCGAUUACGAUGUUUCCGGCGACGGAGAUAGGGUUCUUGAAUGGGAGAUGGGGCUACCUAGCGACGACGAUUUGACAUCUCUUUCUUACUCUCUGAUACCUCCGAAUCUCGCCAUGGCUUUCAGCAUAACUCCAGAGAAAAGCCGUACGAUCGAAGAUGUGAAUCGCGCAUCGGAGACGACGUUCUCGUCCCUGCGCAGCGGAUCUUCAGGUCUCAACACCUCGUCCUCUAACAAUAACAGCGUCGCGGCGGAGGAGGAAGAUCGAGUCGGAUCGAGCAGUCCCGGAUCGGAUUCGAAGAAACAAAAGACAUCCGGCGAUGGUGUGGAUCUCUCAACGGCAACGGCGGCGGAGGAAGGAGAUUCGGGAACUGAAGAUCCUACUGGGAAGACACUGAAACGACCGCGUUUAGUGUGGACGCCGCAGCUACACAAGAGAUUCGUGGACGUUGUGGCUCACUUAGGGAUUAAGAACGCAGUGCCGAAGACGAUUAUGCAGCUGAUGAACGUCGAAGGAUUGACUCGAGAGAACGUCGCGUCUCAUCUCCAGAAGUACAGGCUGUACCUCAAACGGAUGCAGGGGUUGACGACGGAAGGUCCGUCUUCUUCCGACAAGCUCUUCUCCUCGACGCCUGUGCCUCCACAGAGCUUCCAAGAAAUCGGAGGCGGUAACGGUAGCGGCAACGGCCAAGGGAACGUAUCCGCGGGUGUGCCGAUUCCGGUGCCCUACGGAGGGCAGCCGAUGAUGCAGAUGCCUGUCUAUGCCCAUCAUAUGGGUAUGCAAGGGUAUCAUCACCAGAGUCACGGUCAUGAUCCUUAUCAUCAGAACCGUCAGCAUCAUCAUGGAGCUGGAGGGUUCGAAGCUAAUCCAUAUAUGAUGCAGCAGAACAAGUUCGGAUCCAUGGCGUCUUACCCUCCUGUUGGGGGUAGAAGUGCGCAUGAGAAUUAAAAUGAAUCGAUUUGGUUCUUGACUUGUGUCCGCAUCAAUAUGUCUUUUAUCUUUAGCCGAGUUUUUUUAACCAAGUCCGCAUUGCAUCUACAUAGGAGAGAUCAUACAACAUAUCAUUUCGAAGCUAGACCAAUGAGCAUUCUUGGAACACAAUGCAUACUUGGGGACUUCUGUCAGGUUUCGUGUACUCAUUUUCUAGAUUGUGAGGUAAGUCUCUCAUGUCUCGUUUCUUUGCUUUGUUAAGGGUUUAUUUCUUUAAGAUGGCGUCAAACACAAUCUUCAUGUUUCUUUACUUUUCAAUAUACGAAUCCGUUUAAUCUUUUAAAAGGAGAGCUCAUUUUUGUCCAA